UCGCGGUUUUUUUUUUUUCCUGCCUUUUCUCCUGCUGACAAACGGAGCCGAGCCUCUGCUGGUUUCCAGAUGGAUUUAAUGAAAUGUUUUAAACUUGUGCUUUUCGUCCACGUCGCGCGCUGCAGCCCGGGACAGCUGGUGGACGUCGUCGUGGACCGCUACGACGUCCCGACUCUCUGUCCCCGCGAGGUGCAGACGGAGGACUUCAUCCGUUAUCACUUCAACGGCUCCUUCGAAGACGGAAAGAAGUUUGACUCCAGCUUUGAUCGAGGCAAAGCCUUGAUCAGUCAGGUGGGUCUGGGCAAACUCAUCACGGGGAUGGACCGGGGUCUGCAGGGCAUGUGUGUCAACGAGCGUAGGAAGAUCACCGUCCCACCACAUCUGGCCUAUGGAAGCAUAGGAACAGGUGGGGUGAUUCCCCCUGACGCCACGCUCGUGUACGACGUCCUCCUGCUGGACGUCUGGAACACGGAGGACAAGGUCCAGAUCCGUACGGUCAGCAAACCUGCGAGCUGCAGCCGAACCAGCGCAGCAUCAGAUUUUAUUCGUUAUCGCUAUAACGGCACGCUGCUGUCUGCAGAGACCUUUGAUUCCAGUUAUUCUAGAAAUUCAACCUACGACACGUACCUGGGGCAGGGCGACCUCAUCAAAGGGCUGGACGAGGGUCUCCUGGGCAUGUGUGUUGGGGAGAGACGGAUCAUCAUCGUCCCACCUUUUCUGGCGUAUGGAGAAAGCGGCCACGGAACCAAGGUGCCCCCUCAGGCCACGCUGGUGUUCGAGGUGCUGAUGGUCGACGUGUUUAACCCCAACGACGAUGUGACUGCGGAGGUGAAGGAGGUUCCUGAAGGCUGCGCGCGCCGGACGGUGGCCGGAGAUUACAUCCGCUACCACUACAACGGAACCUUCCAGGACGGCACGGCCUUCGACUCGAGCUACCAGCGAAACAGCACCUACAACACGUACGUGGGGAAGGGAUACGUGAUCCGAGGGAUGGACAAAGCUCUGCAGGGCCUUUGCAUGGGAGAGAGGAGGAGGAUCGUCGUUCCUCCUCACAUGGCGUACGGGGAGGAGGGAGUCGGAAACUUGAUUCCUGGCUCUGCUGUGCUGGUUUUUGACAUCCACGUCAUCGACUUCCACAACCCCAAAGAUCCCGUCGAGAUCAGAGUCGCCCACAAGCCUCACGACUGCAACGCCACCAGUGAAGCGGACGAUUUGAUUCACUAUCGUUACAACUGCUCCCUGAUGGACGGCACGCUGCUGUACUCCUCGGACCAGUACGGCUCGCCUUCCGUCACAACUCUGGGAGCCAGUAAGGUGAUUCUGGGUCUGGAGGAGGGUCUGAAGGGCAUGUGUGUGCAGGAGAGGAGAGAGGUGGUGGUUCCUCCUCACUGGGCUCAUGGUGAAAAUGGAGCUGCAGGAGUUCCCAGAAGUGCAGUUCUCCGUUUUGAACUGGAGCUGGUGGAGCUGCACAAAGGAGUUCCUCAAGGCUACAUGUUUGUGUGGAUGGGAGACGGUCCUGAUCCGCUCUUCGAUGCCCUGGACCUGAACCGGGACAAAGAGGUCCCACUAGAAGAGUUUUCAGAGUUCAUCAGACUGCAAGUUACAGAGGGCAAAGGUCGACUUCGGCCAGGGGUCGACGUCGACAGCGUUCUUAAAGACAUGUUUGAUCAUCAGGACCGCAAUAAAGACGGGAAAAUUACAGAGGACGAACUGAAGGAGGACGAAGAGUCUGAACAAGCGAGACGAGACGAGCUAUGAACAGAUGAACUGAACGUGUUGCCAUGGCAACCGGAACGCAAGUUUUAUAAAAAAAAAAACGUUUAUAAAGUUAAA
Messenger RNA from Nematolebias whitei (Rio pearlfish), 1833 nucleotides. It is a transcript of the gene fkbp10a, whose product is annotated as FKBP prolyl isomerase 10a. Bases 70 to 1758 code for a protein of 562 amino acids. The record is from RefSeq and is a predicted model, not a curated record. Gene Ontology annotation, molecular function: peptidyl-prolyl cis-trans isomerase activity; calcium ion binding. The transcript is spliced from 10 exons. Lineage: Eukaryota; Metazoa; Chordata; Actinopteri; Cyprinodontiformes; Rivulidae.